Molecule: messenger RNA, 684 nt
Organism: Boeremia exigua
Lineage: Eukaryota; Fungi; Ascomycota; Dothideomycetes; Pleosporales; Didymellaceae
Product: Sec62/63 complex, subunit Sec66
Exons: 3
Coding region: 1-684 (227 amino acids)
Biological process (GO): post-translational protein targeting to membrane, translocation
Cellular component (GO): Sec62/Sec63 complex
Source: RefSeq, a predicted model, not a curated record
AUGUGGCCCUUUGACGCCGUCGACUGGCUUAUGCUCCUGAUCCCCUUCGCCUACCUCUUCAUCCUGAUCGGCUCGCUCACAGUCUUCUCAUCGCUAUAUCGCAAGCGUCAAGCAGCCGCCGCGUCCUCCCUGGAGCCAUGGUUCCCACAGCACAUCCAGCGCAACAUCUACCUGUCGCUGCUGCACCAGGAAGACCCUAAAGUCCCGGACAGCAUUCUGAAGGCUGCGCUCCUGCGCCGCGCAACAGAAGACAUCCACCGCAUUGUCCAGAUCAGGAACGCGAAACAGGCACUCCAAGUUCUUCUGCAGCGAGGCAGCGUUGGCGACGAUCUGUGGAAGCGAUUUGAGCGUGCCGAGAAGGAAAUUGAGGAGGAGCUCAGAGACGUUGUGCAAGAGGCCAACGCGUUCGCGCCCAACUGGGGCCAGACCAUCUUCCAGUCCGCCUCUGAAAUGGCCCAGAACAACCACAUCCGCGAGCGUCUAGACGAGAUUCUCGCCAAAGCGCCCAAGGAAUCGCAGUGGUGGACCAGUCGCCGCGCUGAGAUCCAGAGCUCUUUCAUGAAGGAGCUGGACGAGGAGCAAAUUAGAAGUCGCGAGGCUAGUGUUGCGGGGAGUGUGAUGGGCGAUGAUGCGGUCAUGGUCGAGAGCCCAAGUGGAAAGAAGAAGAAGAAGGGCAAGAAAUAA